This is a messenger RNA of Pseudomassariella vexata, 951 nucleotides long. RefSeq lists its product as uncharacterized. Lineage: Eukaryota; Fungi; Ascomycota; Sordariomycetes; Amphisphaeriales; Pseudomassariaceae. The transcript has a single exon. The record is from RefSeq and is a predicted model, not a curated record. Bases 111 to 710 code for a protein of 199 amino acids.
AGAUAUUGUGUGAUGGUUUGAAAAGAAAAGGCGCAUACGAGAGCGAGCGAAUCACAGAGGUGCCAUCUAACUCUGACAAUACCACCGGGACAAACGUAUUUUCUUUUGCUAUGUAUUGGGUGCAUCUAGACGUACCUUCUUUCUUCAAUCUGGCCCCACUAAUGUUCGAUCAGCCAGUUCCACGGCUGUUGAGACCAUUGCCUCAAGGUUGUUAUCAACCAUGCCUCAUGGCGGCCAUGGCGGCAAUGGCGGAUGUUGAUGAUCGCCCAUUCAGUCACUCAGUACGACCGUGUGGCUCUCCAGCACGUUUUGGUUUGAGAUUACGGGCUGGUUUCGUGAGCCUCAGUUCUACAAGCUGGGCUUCUCGAAGUUCUAGAUGUACUUCCAUCGGCGCCCCAUCGCGUGUUAUACUCUCUCGUAAACAAGACCGUUGUCUUUCCACGUGGAUGGAUUACGAUGCGACAAAUCACGGCUCCUCGCGGAUAAUAAGCAUGGCCUUAUGCAGACGUCAGGCCAUGGCGGUCGUCACUUUCGUCUUGAUCGACCGAUCUUUUCCAGCCUUCUUGUACAGGGACCAGCCACCAUCGAACGCUAGACUCGUUUCUGAAGACAGCGGAAUGCAGAAUAUCCCAUCGGCGCGGCAACGAUUGCUUUUCUGGGAAAAUCUCUGUCUGUUGUACUCGGGAUCCUCAUGUCUGCUUGCCCACUAGGGAAGGAGCUGAUACGACUCGUACUGGCCUCGGGCCGACGUGAGAGUUGCACAAUGCCAUUGGCGACUGCAGGACAAUGAUGUGGUCGGUAUCAGUUUCCUCCAUUCCUCUUUUUCGUGUCUCACAUUGUGCGAGUCAAGCCGCGUGAAAGCUGGAUGACAAAUACCGGCUCCGAGGCGCUUCGAACCGUUACUGACAGAUCAUGUGGCAGAGACAUGUGAGCUGGUAUCAACGUCCAUCG